GACAGGAAUAAUGAAAGGCUUUGUUACGAUUCUUCCACUCAAACUUUUGCCGUCGAAAUGCCAACAUGGGCGCAUGGGAGCGGCUUUGAUUGGUUCCAAGAUUGGCUAUUCGAGAUGAGGGUACAAGGAUACAUAAGUCGCGGAUCAUUAAGUCCUCGCCCCGACAUUACCUUGAAAGGGUCCAGUGGCCGCUUCUCCGGGAGGUAUGUCGCUUACAGUCUUACUGUCAUAGCAGUAUGUACUAAUAGUGCACCUAGUGUUGCUCUCAAAGUCAGAUUCUCCGAGACGUAUAACCAGCUAAUAGCAGAUGCGGAUCUCCUGCUGGAAGGCUCUCAGGGCAAGAUCCGUGUGGUAAUACUCGUUCACGAGUAUAAUCCUGCAUCUGGGACCAGACAAAAGAGAGGCGGUAGGAAGACACUCUAUCCGAUCCCGAGAGACCAUGCUCAGCAGUGCAUCACUCUGAAAUGGGACGAUAUUGUUCGAGACAACAUGGAUUUGCUCCUCUUGCAGCCAACACCCCCGCCUCCCGCUCUUAUGCUCGAUGAACUUCGAAAGUGUGUGGAUGGUGGGCUUAAGAGACAUUUGAUCACUGGAGCGAUGUGCCAGGAGCGUAUCUAG
Messenger RNA from Aspergillus ochraceoroseus IBT 24754, 618 nucleotides. RefSeq lists its product as uncharacterized. The record is from RefSeq and is a predicted model, not a curated record. The transcript is spliced from 4 exons. The annotation marks the transcript as partial. NCBI's taxonomy places the organism in Eukaryota, Fungi, Ascomycota, Eurotiomycetes, Eurotiales, Aspergillaceae.